AGUCUUGGCUCUCCCCUGGGAACUUUUUCAUGCCCAUGGCUGCUUGGAUUUGACCGAGCAGACCGACCGACCAGUGCAUCCACGAGACGAGGGAAACAUCAGCCUUUCGCCUGAUUUAUCUCCUCGCUACAGCUGCGUUGUGGUUCUGGGCUUGGGAUAGCUUGAGAGCGCGAUUCUUUUUCGUCAGUCCGUUACGCUCUGGCAGCCACCCUUUUCGUCGAGAAUUGACGGAUUCUGAUUGCCGUGCCUACUUCCGUCAGGCUACCGUCAAAUCGUGAGCAUUUGCUCCAAUCGCCACUCAUGAAGCUCGCUGACGGCAUGGCAGCGCUGGUCACGGGAGCAGGCUCGGGAAUCGGACGAGCGGCCUCGCAGUUCCUGGCAUCCGAAGGCCUGCGGGUGACCGUUGUCGACUUCUCCGAGGCAGGCGGGGUGGAAACGGUGAGGCUCAUUCGCGAGCAGACGGGCAAGCAGGAUGCUGCAAGAUUCGUCCAGUGUGACGUCAGCAAGCCCUCUGAUCUGGCCCGUGCAUUCGCCGCUCACAUGCAGUGGUGCGGCCGCCUGGAUGUCUGUCUCAACAAUGCCGGCAUCGGGGAGAGGGACUGGUUCCUCAAGGACGCGUCAGCAGACGGCAAGGGCUCCUGGCGCCACGUGCUGGACGUGAAUUUGAGGGCCGUCAUCGACGGCACACGACUCGCGGUACACGCGAUGCAGUCUGGAAAAAGCGCCAAGGGUAGCAGCAGAGGGGUGAUAAUCAACGUGGCAUCCGCAGCAGGGCUGUAUCCCUCCCCCAACGGACCCAUCUAUGCAGCUUCUAAAGCUGGAGUGGUCAUGUUCACACGCUCAUUGGCUCAUCUCGCUGGCAGUGGCAUUCGCAUCAACGCCCUCUGCCCUGAGUUCAUCGAAACCCCCCUGGUGACGCAGAUCACAGGGCAGGCGGCCAAGCACCUUCCCAAGGUGGUCAGCUCGCUGGGAGGUUUCAUCCCCAUGCAAACGAUUGUUGACGGCAUAGCUGAGCUGAUAGAGGAUGAGGAGCGGGCAGGGGACUGCAUGUGGAUCACCAACCGGCUGGGCAAGCAGUGGUGGCCAACUGAGGAGGAGAAGAGGCGGUACCUGGUGGCAGGCACACCCGGGGGAGGGGACAGCCGAGGGGAUGACAACAAGGGGGUUGACAGCAAAAGGGGAGCUAGUAGGAGUGAUGCAAGAGUGGGUGGAGCAUUGGCGUUGGGUGCCAUGCCACGUGGACAGAGGGAUUCUGGUUUGGGAGGAGCAGGAGGUGUUGCUUCUGGGAAGCAUCAUUUGGGUGUGGCGAGUGGUCUGCCUUUGACUUUCCGCAAGAUUGUGGUGCAGCGCCUGUCGUCGGACUUCAGGCAGGCAACCAGCAUCAUUGAGGCGCCCCUGCCGUUGCCUGUGCCGGCAGGGAAGGUGCUGCUGCGUGUGCGAUAUGCUGGGGUCAACGCCAGCGAUGUCAAUUACACAGCCGGCCGUUAUGCAGCAAGCCAAGCAGAAGCAUCGCGGCAGCUUCCCUUUGACGCAGGGUUCGAGGCAGUGGGGGAGAUAGUCGCCUUGGCAGACAACGUCGCACCUAGAACACAUCCCAGCAACAAGGGAGGGCUGGCAAUAGGCCAGGCAGCAGCAGCGCUAGCGUAUGGGGCAUUCGGAGAGUAUAUGCUGGUGGAUGCGCGAUGGGUCAUCCCCGUGCCUGAGUGCUCCCCUCAAAUGGUGGCUCUGUUGACCAGUGGGCUCACUGCUUCCAUAGCUCUUACAGAGUCUGGUCGCAUGGGCAGCGGUGAGACGGUGCUGGUGACAGCAGCAGCAGGGGGGACGGGCCAGUUUGCUGUCCAGCUGGCGAAGCUAGCAGGCAACAGGGUGGUUGCGACAUGCGGCAGUGAGAGCAAGGCAGCAGUGCUGAGGAGGCUGGGGGCGGAUGUGGUGGUUAACCACCGGACAGAGAAGGAUAUGGCUAGGGCAUUGAGGCAGGCAUGUGGGUCGCAGGGAGCAGCGGUGGUGUUCGAGUCGGUGGGGGGCGAUAUGUUUGCUGCAGCUCUGAAGGCGCUUGGCCGAUUCGGGCGGUUGAUUGUGAUCGGCAUGAUGUCUCAGUACACGGCCGGGCAGGAAGGCGAGUGGGUCAGCAAGGCCUAUCCCGGUCUGUGUGAGCGGCUGCUGUCCAACUCGCAGACGCUGGUUGGGUUUUUCCUGCUGCACUACCCGCAGCUGUGGCGCUCUCACUUCACCAAGCUCGUCAACCUGUACCAAGCAGGCGUCUUGAAGGUGGCACUGGACCCCUCCCCUUUCAGGGGCCUGCCUGCAGUGACGUCAGCAGUGGAGCACCUGCAGGCUGGGAGCAGCGUGGGCAAGGUUGUGGUCGAGAUCAGUCCACAUGGAAAGAUUUUGCAGUCCGCCCGCCUGUGAGAUGAGCUAGUGAUGUAUACCUGAGAAAACAUCUGUUGCGAUGUUCCAUACAUGGUACAGCCUUGAUGUUGGUCCUAUGUCAUAUUUUGAAGGAAGAAAUGAAGCAUGGGUUU
This is a messenger RNA of Closterium sp. NIES-67, 2522 nucleotides long. The record is from the annotation of a GenBank genome assembly. Lineage: Eukaryota; Viridiplantae; Streptophyta; Zygnematophyceae; Desmidiales; Closteriaceae.